AGGUUCCUGGUUUUGCGUCUUCUUCUAAAAUUCUCCAUUCUUAAACCCCUACUUUCAGUUGCUUCCCUUUAAAGUUUAAACCCUAAUUCCUCGUUGCUCUUCUUCUCUUUCUCACUCUCUCUCUAAAACAUGAUUAGAGGAGGCAGAAGCCACGUGUCAUCACCUCCGGCCUUCUCCAAUGACGCGAAACGGCUUCUCGUUUGUACGGCAAUACGGUCUCCAUCUUCAGCACAUCCACCGGCUUACAGAUAACGUCGUUGGAGGGUCACGCGGCGGGAGGUGACGACGGUGACCGUGGAGCCGGCGGCGAGUAAAGUAUUGGUUAUUGUUGACGGCGUCGCUGGAUGGGAGCAUUAGUAUUGGGAUUUCUCUGUGCCGGAGUUGUUGAAGACUGUUGAUAUUAAAUUACCCAUUUUCUCCAUGGUUAUUCCAUCUUUAUUAGGCCAACCAACUGAGAGAAAUGAAAAACAACAUAAUAUUUUUGCUUAUGUGUCUGUUGAAGAUACAAGAGAGACAACAAAUCCACGCAAAAAAAAGCAGCCCAAACCCAAACCCAAACCCUUGCACGGAAGAAUUUGCAAGUGUAACUUGACCGAGUCUCGUCUGGCCGGUGGAGUAACUUUAGCAGAGAUGAAAGUACCGCAGGUCAUAACCAUUAGUCCAUCAGGAAAAUAUUUUGGCAUUCGAAAACAUCACAAGCUUCUCAUAUGGAAGGUACCUGAUGUAGAAUCUGAGCGUAUGGUGAUGAGGAAGAUAACCAUGCAUCAUACAAAGAAGAUGACUGUUCUUGCAUUCCACCCAACUCAAAGAAUUGUAGCUGCAGGUGAUGUGACUGGAAGAAUUCUGAUUUGGAGACGAUUUGGCGAUAAAACAUUUGCUAUAAGUGAUGGACUAGUAGAUGGGAAUUUGAUGAGCAGUGAAGAAGAAAGACCUGGGGUGAGGGAUAAUGAUGAUGCUGAUUCAUGCACCACGUGGCAUUGGCACCCUUCUCAAGUAAAUGUCCUCAAUUUCUCUUCCGACGGAGCAUAUUUAUAUUCAGGUGGACAGGAAGGAGUUCUUGUGGUUUGGCAGCUUGACACGGGGAAGAAGAAAUUUUUACCCCGUAUCGGAUCUCCUCUUUUAUAUUUUACAUAUUCUCCAGAUCCGUCACUUUCCUCUAUGUCUUGUGCAGAUAAUCAAAUUCAUCUACUAAAAAUGCCUUCAAUGGAAAUUUUGAAGUCCAUUUCAGGGAUUAAGCUUCCUUGUUCAGUGCCUGAAGGAUAUGAAGCCUUAUGCAGGGGGAUUGCCUUUGAUCAAAGUGCUGGGUUGGUUGCCUUGCACACGGGGAAUUACUGCAUCCAGUUUUAUAGUCUAUUGGAUGACCGUGGUAUCUCUGAGGUUCAAGUCUGUGAGAGAAACCAUCAACCUGGAGAUGAUGUCACGGUAGUGGUGACUUUAGUGGCUCUCUCCCAAGAUGGCUCUAUGAUGAGUACUGCAGAACUCAAGAUUGCUGAAGAGGGCAUAGGGGGUCUUGUUUGUCUCAAAUUUUGGGCCUCUGGAUCUCAAAAUAAAGAAUUCAGCUUGUCCACCGUUAUUUAUGAACCUCAUAGGGAUGCGGGCAUAUCGACCGUUGCUUUCCAUCCUACCCGCCGUUUGGCUGUCAGCUCAUCUUAUGGUGGGGACUUCAAGGUUUGGAUUUGCCAUGAUGAGUUUCAGCAGAAAGAUCCUAUGCUUCAAAAUUCUGGCUGGAGUUGCCAUGCUGUUGGAUCGUACAAAAAAAAGGCAAUGACAGCAGCUGCAUUUUCUGCUGAUGGUUCUGUGCUUGCUGUUGCAGCAGAAACCUUAAUUACAUUAUGGGACCCAGAUGAAAAUGUUCUUGUUGCCGUAAUUGGAGAGACUCUCACGCCAAUUAUGAGCCUGUCAUUUGUUGGAAAGUCUGAGUAUCUCGUGGCUACAUCUCGGGGUUCAAAACCGCAACUCUCUGUUUGGAGUAUGUCAAAGCUGUCUGCAUCUUGGUCAUAUAUGCUUCAGAUAGAAGCUGUAGCUACUGCAGUAGAUGCGUCAUCCUUUGCAGUUCUUGCUCUUCUUCCUGAAUCACCUAAAUGCAAGGAGUUAAAUGGAACAGUGUUCCAAGGAAGAGAUGGGGUAAUCUUACUUUUCAAUGCAACAGAUCCUGUUCCGGUGGCUUCCUGGUCUGUGAGGAAGGCCAAGGGAGGUUUCCUUGCUUUUCUUCAAGUAAACCCAUCUUCUAUACAAGAGUAUAUUUCAGAUGGGAAACCACCUCAAACAUUGCUUGCAUAUUUGAAUGCUGAUCAUGAGUAUGUUCUCUUUGAUCCAUAUGGUGAAGAAACACAUGAGCUUAGCGUGAUUCACCGAGAGGAUCUUCUGGCCUCUGAAGAAUCAGGGCAAUAUGGUUAUGCAUCUAUUUAUGGGGAACUACCGGAGUUCCAGCUGAAGAAAAACCAGGCUACAUGGACCCCAUCUGCCCCAUCGGAGAAACCUUGGGAGACCAUUUUCAACGGUUCAUCACAUAAUCUUCCACCUCUCACCAAAUUAUGCUCAGCAUUUUUAGAGUCACUUCUGGAAAAGCGAACUGCUGUUGUGAGUGAUUAAAUACUGUUGUUUCUUGAGCCAAGUCAGUAUGGCAAAUACCAGUACACCCAGCCAAGUCAUUUAACGCAUGUUUGAAAUCCAGAACGCUGCACGGUUCACGUGCAAACAGUGUGAUCCGGUAGUGUGAAUUAGCAGAAAAAAUGCUUGUAGCUGAGAUCAGUGAUUCCAAGAUGCAGCUGGUAUUUAAAAUUUAAGAGAGCCUGGAUUCUGGCUUUCAAAAUUUUGGUAGGGUAUGUUCUGAACUUUGAUAUUGUUAGCAGAUGAGUUUUUAGCCUUUACGUUAACGAAAAUAUUCGAUAGGAGAGUAUGUUUGUUUGGUUAGAAAAAUUCUGUAAUUUUGUACCGAGAGCAACAGUGUAUAGUAUUUAUUUCGGUGAAGGAAGAUUUUUCAGAUUAGUCAAAAACUGUACCAACUCAAAUACCUUUUUAAGUAAAAGCUAAUAUUGUUUU
This is a messenger RNA of Pistacia vera, 3042 nucleotides long. Its product is annotated as WD repeat-containing protein 75. NCBI's taxonomy places the organism in Eukaryota, Viridiplantae, Streptophyta, Magnoliopsida, Sapindales, Anacardiaceae. Gene Ontology annotation, molecular function: protein binding. The transcript has 16 exons. Bases 421 to 2592 code for a protein of 723 amino acids. The record is from RefSeq and is a predicted model, not a curated record.